Anoplopoma fimbria (sablefish) is the source of this 2318-nucleotide messenger RNA. It is a transcript of the gene wdr5, whose product is annotated as WD repeat domain 5. Gene Ontology annotation, molecular function: histone binding. Bases 236 to 1237 code for a protein of 333 amino acids. The transcript is spliced from 14 exons. Gene Ontology annotation, cellular component: Set1C/COMPASS complex. The record is from RefSeq and is a predicted model, not a curated record. NCBI's taxonomy places the organism in Eukaryota, Metazoa, Chordata, Actinopteri, Perciformes, Anoplopomatidae.
UACUUCUGAGAGUGCCACGCAUGCGCAGAGCAGCCCCAGCGCACCACAUUCCCCGCUUCUCCCAGCUUCUCCUCGCAGGCGUCCCGGAGGCAGGCUGGUGAUUAACGCGUCCCAUGGUGGUCUGAAUACAUCAAAUACGAGCUUUUCUCCUUCUAAUCGUCCCGAGGAGGAACGAUCUGACCGUGAGGCUGCCUCAAACCCCCGAUCGUGCUCAAUAGAUGCUCAUUUCCUCACCAUGGCAACAGAAGAUAAGAAACCAGAGACCGACACGAAACCCCCAGUCGUUCCAUCAGCGUCUGCCAGUCAAAGCAAGUCUGCCCCCGCCAAGCCGAACUACAGCCUGAAAUUCACGCUAGCCGGCCACACCAAAGCCGUCUCCUCCGUCAAAUUCAGUCCGAGUGGAGAAUGGCUCGCCAGCUCUUCCGCUGAUAAACUCAUCAAAAUCUGGGGAGCGUACGACGGCAAGUUCGAGAAAACCAUAUCCGGACAUAAACUUGGUAUCUCUGACGUGGCCUGGUCCUCUGACUCCAACCUCCUGGUGUCCGCCUCCGACGACAAAACCCUGAAGAUCUGGGACGUCAGCUCGGGUAAAUGCUUAAAAACUCUUAAAGGUCACAGCAACUACGUCUUCUGCUGCAACUUCAACCCCCAGUCCAAUCUUAUCGUGUCAGGAUCGUUUGAUGAAAGCGUAAGGAUAUGGGAUGUGAAGACCGGGAAGUGUUUGAAAACAUUGCCGGCUCAUUCUGACCCAGUCUCAGCUGUUCACUUCAACAGAGACGGCUCCCUGAUCGUGUCCAGUAGCUACGACGGCCUUUGCCGAAUCUGGGAUACAGCAUCGGGGCAGUGUUUAAAGACACUCAUAGAUGACGACAACCCCCCCGUGUCGUUUGUGAAGUUCUCCCCCAACGGGAAAUACAUCCUGGCUGCGACACUGGACAACACGCUGAAGCUGUGGGACUACAGCAAAGGAAAGUGCUUGAAAACAUACACCGGCCACAAGAAUGAGAAGUACUGCAUAUUUGCGAACUUCUCCGUCACCGGCGGAAAGUGGAUCGUGUCCGGCUCCGAGGACAACAUGGUUUACAUCUGGAACCUGCAGACGAAGGAGAUUGUGCAGAAACUCCAGGGCCACACAGACGUCGUCAUUUCGACCGCCUGCCACCCGACAGAGAACAUCAUCGCGUCUGCGGCUCUAGAAAACGACAAAACCAUCAAGCUAUGGAGAAGCGACUGCUAAGCCCCUUUUUUUUUGAUCUUUUGGGCCAUUCAUAUAUAUUUUUUUUUCUUCUUCUGUGUUUUGUUGUAAGAAAAGAGGACUUUUUUUUUUUUCUAACAGAGAGCUCCUUCUGGAUGCAGAGGGCUUUCAGAUGAUUCAACAAGGAGAACCAAAUGAGACACGUCGACCACAUACAGUAUCGGCCGUAAAUAAAUAAAAUAAAAGCCACAUCUGAGAUAUUCCAUGCGUCUGCUAACGUGUGCCAGAUUUAGUUGUCUACCACCGGAAAGUUGGAGACUUUUUUUUAUUAUACUUUACAAACAUGUCGAUGCUCUGCUCUGGUGCUUCAGUUUUUUUUUUUUUUUACACUGCAUUAACCCCUCGAUGUCACGGCUCUGUACCAACUUUCGUGCAUUUCCGGUCUCUUAGGAUAAAUGUAAAGCUUAUUUGGCCUUUCUACGAUUACUUUGUCUUUUUUAGUCUGUCUGAGUAACUGUGUAGUGUCUUCUCAAUGACUGUGAGGUGGAGAAGUGACUUUGACAUCAAGCUUCAGGUAUUAAAAAAAAAAAGAAAGACGUCUAAGGAUCCUAUGGCUGUAUUUAUUAUUCAAGGCAUCACUAUUAGUGUUGUUUUUUGUCUUAAUGUUGAAUUCCCAGAUCUGCGUGCCAUACUAAGAUAUAUUUAAGGUUUGUGAGUCCUUUUAGGGCAACAAACUUGGAUUUAAAGGACGCUAAGAAAGCUGAAAAUGUGAUGUAUGAUGUCACCGGAAAUAGUUUGACAGCUCCAAAAAAAAUGAAGUCCCCCCCCUCCUGUCUAAUUUGAACAUUUUAAAGUUAAGGUAAACCAAAUGCAGCUAUUAUAUCUUCUAGGAUCUGUACAUAUUACAUUGACGUAUUGUGAUUUGAUGAUUUAAACUGUCUAUUUUCCUAACGGUCUCUUCUGCUUGAUUAGCUCCCUCUGUAGUUCUGCACAUGAAGCCAGCAGCAUCUGUUCUCUGUAGUUAACCUGGAUUCAUUUUUUUGUGGAAUACAUGUUUUGACAUUUGACAGCUAUAUCCUGCGACUUAAUAAACCCAGUUUUUGUACGUUUCACGUGACACGAG